AUGGCAAUUGUGCCACAACAAGCAUUUCCUUUGAACGAAACUGCAUUCCCGCUGGGCAGUCUCACUCAGAAAACACUGAAUUUUGACAGUAAACGCCGCAUACCAGUGAUCGAAUUGAGUAUCUUGGAUUGCACCGCUGAAGAACUGAACGCACUGCUACGGGAAGCCUGGAAACGACGACGAUUCGGAUCGAUGUAUGCGACAAAACUCGUUCAAACAAUUUCUAAUCCUUCCUCCUAA
Gongylonema pulchrum is the source of this 240-nucleotide messenger RNA. The record is from the annotation of a GenBank genome assembly. Lineage: Eukaryota; Metazoa; Nematoda; Chromadorea; Rhabditida; Gongylonematidae.